This is a messenger RNA of Paramuricea clavata, 1278 nucleotides long. Lineage: Eukaryota; Metazoa; Cnidaria; Anthozoa; Malacalcyonacea; Plexauridae. The record is from the annotation of a GenBank genome assembly.
AUGUCGAAGAGAAAAAAUCCUAAUCAGCGUGAGAAGUGGAAAGAAUUAUAUACAAAUAUUUCAAAGAAAAGAACGGGAAAGAAAUCUGGAUUGGGGAAUUCUGCUCCUGAAGUUCUUACUGUUCAACGUUUAUCGGCGGAAGUAGAAGGUAAAUGUAAAAAAUAUUCCCGAAUCGGAGCGUUAACUAUGGUACCGUUUGGCGAGGAACUGUCGAUGGAAAACGUAAAAAAAGCAUGUUCAAAGCAUUUUAAUGUCUCGAAGCACAUGGAGUGUGAUGUAUUAGCGGGGGAGAGGGGACCAUCGUACACCGAUAUUAACCAAAUUUCAAAUUUGAAGCUACUCCACAUGCGAUUUGUUGAAAAAAGCUACAGUGUCGAAGUCAAUGAUCGUGAAGUGAAACCGGAAGUGGUGGUUCCAUCCUCAUCUUCUACAUCUUUCCCGAAAAACUGGUGGGAGACGGCCCCACUACGUGCAUCAUCAUCGCCAUGUGCAUCAUCAUCGCCUUGUAUAUCCAAAAUGCCUGCGCCAGUGCCACUCAGUGCCAUGAUGAAUUUGGGUAAAUUCAUUCCGCCAAAGCUGAGUCGGGGCCUGGUCACAUUGCAGCUUGAAGAUUUUUCGGUGGAGGAAAAAAAAUGGCUUGAUCCGUUCGAUGUACGGUUAUCUCUGAAAAGGGAGAAGUUUGCAUCCGGGGGAUUCAGGGAUGCAUUUGAGUGCACUGCAUUAUCUGGCCUUAAAGGGAGAUUUGUCUUGAAGAAGUAUAAAGAAGAUCAAGUUCAAAGCAUUAUUGCUAAUUUUGGAUCACUGGAAAUUCAUACCAGAAAAGUGGUUCAAAUGCAUGCUUUAGCAAGGCAUUUCACGAAAUGCUUGAGCAAUGAAAUACCCCCAGAUUUUGGCACUUCGUUCCUUUACAACAAGCUUUAUUAUGGUAAGCUUGAUGAGCAGUGCAUAACCAUAGAACAGUACCUUGAUGGCGAUUUUCGUAAAUACAUCAACAACACUGGUGAAAUUAUUGUUUCUGAUGGUAGUGAUUUGGCAUUAAAGUCUGAAAUGUUCUCUCAUUAUACCUAUAUCAAGUCGGGGAAGCGACUUAUGGUACUCGAUAUCCAAGGAGCUGGCUAUUCACUCUGUGAUCCUGAGAUUGCAAGUGCAGAGUUUACUGACACUGAUGACAACAUUUUCUUCUGCAAUGGCAACCUGUCACAUGAUGCGAUUUAUUCCUUUGUGUCACAACAUGUGUGCAAUCAAUUCUGCAAACUCCUUCAUUUACAUGAAAAGUGA